AUGGGCCGGGGGUCGCUGGCCGCCCGCGGGCUCCGGCUGCUGCUGCCGCUCUUGCCGCAGGUCGGACUCACCCCCCUGUCCCCACAGGUGGCGCUGGGCUUCGCGGACGGCAGCUGCGACCCCUCGGACCAGUGCCUGCCCCAGGCCCGCUGGAGCAGCCUGUGGCACGUGGGGCUCAUCCUGCUGGCGGUCCUCCUGUUGCUGCUGUGUGGGGUCACAGCCGGCUGUGUCCGGUUCUGCUGCCUCCGGAAGCAGGCGCAGGCCCAGCCACAUCUGCCACCAGCACGGCAGCCCUGCGACCUGGCGGUCAUCCCUUUGGACAGUGACAGCCCUGUACACAGCACUGUGACCUCCUACAGCUCCGUGCAGUACCCACUGGGCAUGCGGUCACCUGGACCCUUUGGGGAGCUGGACCCGGACUCCACGGCUCCUCCUGCCUACAGUCUGUACGCCCCGGAGCCUCCACCCUCCUACGAUGAAGCUGUCAAGAUGGCCAAGCCCAGAGAGGAAGGGCUAGCACUCUCCCAGAAACCCAGUCCUCUCCUUGGGGCCUCAGGCCUAGAGACCACUCCAGUGCCCCAGGAGUUGGGCCCCAAUACCCAACUACCACCUUGUAGCCCUGGUGCCCCUUGA
This is a messenger RNA of Piliocolobus tephrosceles (Ugandan red Colobus), 633 nucleotides long. RefSeq names its product transmembrane protein 52 (gene TMEM52). The record is from RefSeq and is a predicted model, not a curated record. The transcript is spliced from 5 exons. Bases 1 to 633 code for a protein of 210 amino acids. Lineage: Eukaryota; Metazoa; Chordata; Mammalia; Primates; Cercopithecidae.